Spizellomyces punctatus DAOM BR117 is the source of this 2918-nucleotide messenger RNA. RefSeq names its product DNA repair helicase rad25. Lineage: Eukaryota; Fungi; Chytridiomycota; Chytridiomycetes; Spizellomycetales; Spizellomycetaceae. Gene Ontology annotation, molecular function: hydrolase activity; DNA binding; 3'-5' DNA helicase activity. The record is from RefSeq and is a predicted model, not a curated record. The transcript is spliced from 9 exons. Gene Ontology annotation, cellular component: nucleotide-excision repair factor 3 complex; transcription preinitiation complex; transcription factor TFIIH holo complex. Gene Ontology annotation, biological process: transcription initiation at RNA polymerase II promoter; nucleotide-excision repair. Bases 1 to 2805 code for a protein of 934 amino acids.
AUGGAGAGGAGUUCAAGCAUUGGACGCCGAACCUCAAUGCGUCAUGCGGCAGUGAAAGCCAGAGCUCGACUUACUGCUGUCCGGCUGGAUGUCGACGGGAUCAUUGAACAAGGGAGUGCAAGCCAGCCGCAACCGGAACUGCUCUCGGAAUGUGGGGACGGUGGCAGUGACUUUGAAUCGGGGUCAAAUGUGCGAUCUCAGGCGAAGGCGAUAGCGCAGGGAUUGUAUACUUCUCAUGAAGAAGCUUUGCAUUCAAGAAAUUACGACAAUGAAGAUGUCACCGGACCGUGUACGACAGAGAGUGAUGCACCUUCGCGAAGGGGGAUAAAGCGCCAAGUUGACAUGCAGACUACUAGACUACCAAAACGUCGACGCAGAGAGGUCAAAGAUACGCAAUCUCCAGCUCCUGCAUUUCUUCCUGAGAGGGUAUAUAGUCCAGACGACGAAGCCCCCGAAGAAGAUGAUGCGCUCUAUUCUGCUACGAUUGAUCUCGGGCAGUUUGAGGAAGCAAUCAGCGACUUAUUUGAAUCUGAGGAUCUAUCCUUUGCACCUCUGAAGGCUGAUCAUGAAUCACGCCCGCUUUGGGUCUGUCAGGAUGGUCGAAUCAUUCUGGAGGCUUUCUCACCGAUUGCGGAGCAGGCGCAAGAUUUUCUCGUGGCCAUUUCGGAACCUGUUACUAGACCUUCUCAUGUCCAUGAAUAUCGACUAUCAGAGUAUUCGCUGUACGCGGCGGUAUCUGUGGGACUGGACACUGAUGGCAUUAUCCAAGUCUUGGAUCGUCUCAGUAAGACUCAGCUCCCUCCAACGGUGGAGAAGUUUAUAAGGGAAAAUACUCAGUCGUAUGGUAAAGUGAAGCUGGUUUUGAAGCAAAAUCGUUACUGGAUCGAAAGCGCAGAUGAGAUGAUUUUGCAGACCUUGUUGAAAGACGAGAAGAUUCGUGAAUGUAGACUGGCUUUGCAGGGUGCCGACAGUGGAAUCUUCGGUUUCUUAACCGAGCAGGCCCCAGACUCCAAGGGCUUUACGAUAGCAGGAUCUAAAGGUAAUGAGCAAGUCAAGCCCAAUCGCGACGAUGCACGGCAAUCGUCCCGCACCAGUGAUCCGGCACUAAGUACGGGCCAAGGGUUCUUCAUUCAUGAGAAACCGCUGUCCCCCAAAUCUACUGUGGAGAUAUCCCAUGUCGUAGACGAAGUCUUGGAGGGUAUCGAUCUAUUUGAGCUGUUUUCAUGCGAUCCUGAUGACGAUCUCAAUCCUGACGAGAUGACCAAAUAUAUUGCAAAGCCGAACGGCGAUGACGCCACCGGCCAGAGCUCCAAUGGAUCGAAGGACAUCGUGAAUCCAAAUUUGGAUGUGGAUCUCAAGGCCACGACGAAAUUGAGACCGUACCAGGAAAGAAGUUUAAGCAAAAUGUUUGGCAAUGGUCGUGCGAAGAGUGGCAUAAUCGUGCUUCCAUGUGGGGCGGGUAAAACGUUGGUCGGUGUCACCGCGGCGUGUACGAUCAAGAAGAGCUGUUUGGUAUUAUGCACAUCAAGCGUAUCCGUUGAACAAUGGGCUAAGGAAUUCCGCAGCUGGUCAACCGUCAGAGAGGGACAAAUAGCCAAGUUUACGUCUCAAGAGAAAGAAAAGUUUGUUGGUGACGCCGGCAUUUUGAUCAGCACGUACACCAUGGUGACUUACUCGGGAAAGCGAGCGUAUGAUGCCCAACAGAUGAUGGAUUUCAUUAGAUCGCGUGAAUGGGGAUUUCUCCUGCUGGACGAAGUCCACGUUGUCCCAGCGGAUAUGUUCCGUAAGGUCCUUACAAUUGUGGCUGCACACGCCAAGCUUGGUUUAACUGCCACGCUGGUACGUGAGGACGACAAGAUUGGAAAUCUGAACUAUCUGAUUGGUCCCAAAUUGUAUGAAGCAAACUGGUUGGAUCUUUCCCGAAAAGGGCACAUCGCCAAUGUGCAGUGCGCGGAAGUUUGGUGCAACAUGACACCUGAAUUCUAUCGAGAGUACUUGCGAGAAAAAUCACGGAGAAGACAAUUGCUAUAUGCUAUGAAUCCACGAAAGCUCCAGGCGUGCCAGUAUCUGAUUGACUUUCACGAGAGCCGCGGCGAUAAGAUCAUUGUCUUUUCAGACAAUGUAUUUGCAUUGAAACACUAUGCGACGAAGCUCAACAAGCCCUAUAUAUACGGCGGUACCAGUCCCGCUGAGCGAAUGCGAGUUUUACACCAGUUUCAGCAUAAUCCGGCCAUAAACACGAUCUUCCUCAGCAAAGUUGGUGAUACAUCGAUUGACCUUCCAGAGGCAACUUGCCUGAUUCAGGUGUCGAGCCACUACGGAAGUCGCAGGCAGGAAGCACAGCGACUAGGUCGUAUUUUGCGAGCAAAACAGCGAACAGAUGAUGGAAUAAAUGCAUACUUUUACUCGCUUGUAUCAAGGGACACCGAAGAGGUGUACUACUCCGCAAAGCGACAACGCUUUCUGAUUGAUCAGGGAUAUCAGUUUAAGGUCAUUAACAAGCUGGAGGGAUUGGAAAACAUUUCUGACCUGGUAUACGCUACACGUGCCGAGCAAUUGGAGUUGCUCAACACAGUACUAGUAUCGACUGAGGUCGAUGAGGACGAUAGCGAUAUUCUACCACCAGAUGAUAUCCGCUCUUUGCGGGCGCGACUUGAACCCGUUGUAGUGCGUCGCAGCGGUACGCUGCAAUCCCUCUCUGGUGGAGAUUCGAUGGCCUAUAUAGAGUACAGUAAAACAUCAACAAGCGGAAUAACAAAGGAAAAGAGAAGCCUCUUUUAUAAAAAUUGGAAGUCAUCUAGGUAGGUGAUAGGCUGUAGAUAGCAAGCGGAGCAAACACAGUUCAAGAUUAUGUAAUAGCCGUGGCGUGGAGCGGCGAGGUUCUAAAUGAUGAUACAUUAGUUAUACAAUCGUUAUAA